CCCGGAUGCACUGUGCAUAAUAGCACUGAGCUGGGUGACUGAGAAAUAAAUAUUGCACGAAUAUCACUCUGUCAACGCGUUUAUCAGCUUUGAAACAAUGAGCGGGAUACCCGGGACCGCUGUCGUCCAGGUCACCAACCUGUCCUCGGCCGUGAGCAGCGAGCAGAUGCGCACUCUGUUCGGUUUCCUGGGAGACAUCGACGAGCUGCGGCUCUACCCGCCAGAUAAUGCCCCUCUGUCUUUCUCGUCCAAAGUGUGUUAUAUAAAGUACCGAGACCCGUCCAGUGUUGGUGUGGCGCAACAUCUCACCAAUACUGUUUUUAUUGACAGAGCUUUGAUAGUAGUGCCAUGUGCGGAAGGUGAGUGCAAACACACAAAAAUGAAAUGUCUAAGUUCCCUCAGUGGACUUGCCAUGGCCUCGUCCCCUUGA
Molecule: messenger RNA, 430 nt
Organism: Xiphias gladius (swordfish)
Lineage: Eukaryota; Metazoa; Chordata; Actinopteri; Istiophoriformes; Xiphiidae
Product: serine/arginine-rich splicing factor 11-like
Exons: 2
Coding region: 98-430 (110 amino acids)
Cellular component (GO): nucleoplasm
Molecular function (GO): RNA binding
Source: RefSeq, a predicted model, not a curated record